This is a messenger RNA of Copidosoma floridanum, 1603 nucleotides long. RefSeq lists its product as uncharacterized. Gene Ontology annotation, biological process: transmembrane transport. Lineage: Eukaryota; Metazoa; Arthropoda; Insecta; Hymenoptera; Encyrtidae. Gene Ontology annotation, molecular function: transmembrane transporter activity. Gene Ontology annotation, cellular component: membrane. The record is from RefSeq and is a predicted model, not a curated record.
UUCGGGGGUGCGGGUGCAGGAUCAUCUUCCGAAGCGUGGGCGCGCCCCCCUCAGGAUCGCCGUUGUCGUUUAUAUUCGAGACAUGCUCACGGAAUUUCGAGGCUUCGCUAGUCAACAUGGCCCAUGGAUCAUCGAAGAGAGGACCAAGAACACCGACUCGGCGGAUUACGAGAAGGCGAUAGCUACGACAGGGUACGGACUGUUCAACAUACUCAUGCUGGUAGCUGCUCUGCCGGUAGGCUGGACCUGCGUCUUGGACACGACCGUGACGACCUUCUUCAUACAGUCGACGGAAUGCGACUUUGAGCUCACUCUGUUACGCAAAGGCAUCGCCGUGGGCAUUGUUUACAUAGGCAUGGUAGUGGCCGGUCCGCUCUGGGACUUUGUUUUCCAGGACUGCGUGAUCAGUCGGCUGGGCAAGCGCAACGUCAUCAUCAUCGGCCUGAUCCUCGACUGCCUCUGCAACGUCCUUUGGGCCCACGCGACCUCGUUUUACACUUUUGUGCUUUUCAAGUUUCUCAAUGGCAUUUUAAUCGCCGGUCCGCUGUCGGUGCUCGUGCCCUAUCUCUCGGAAUUCCACGCGCCCACGUACCAGCCGACCUUCGCCAAAUGGACGAGUUUGCUCUUCGUUGUAUCCAGUAUUUUUCCCCCGGCGCUGGCAUCCGUACUCAUUUUAAAUACUUCCUGGUUCAACUUUACGGUUUUCAAUCGUUUUUACGAAACGUGGCGAGUUUACAUGCUGAUCUGCACGAUACCACCGGCUUUGGGGGUGUUUACCGUGUGCCUCAUGCCCAAGAGUCCCAAGUUCCUUCUGACGCAGGGCCAGCCGCACGAGGCUCUGCGGGUCUUCAAAACCAUGUACAGUAUGAAUUACUUUGAGCCAUCCAGUCAAUUUAAGAUUACAACGCUGACCUCGCAAAAAAACAUGAAGCGCAACAUAAAGAGCCUUUGCAAGGACAAGAUACGUGACAGCGUGUUAAAGCUAAAGGCUCUGUUCUCAAAGGCCCACAUCAAGACGUUUUCCAUUAUUCUCUCGUUGCAAUUUAUCAGCAUGUUGGGAUUCAACACAUUCAGACUGUGGGUGCCACAAAUUUUUAUAGCUCUCAAUAACUUUCGAGCCUUCAUCAAGCCAUUUUAUCCCGAAAAAACGACGACGAUGUGCGAACUUCUCACACGAAUCAAAAACGUUGACUCGAGUUGCGAUUACGUAUUGCCCGAAGUCGAGUCUGCCGUGUACGUUAAUUCAAUAGUCAUUUCGUCAUUGGCAGUUUUUUUAAGUUUCAUUUUCACCGCAAUCUCGGAUACGGAGUUGAAAAAAGUCGUGGCGAUAAUCCUGGCGUUUCUCAUCGCAACAGUUGGAAGCUUGGGACUCCACGCGUCGAUGAACACGCCUUACAUGCUCCUGUUGUGCACCAUAAUUAUAGUAUCGACGAGAACGGCGGGCAACGUCAUUCAAAAGUACAACGACGAAGUGACGCCUCAAAUAUUGAGAUCGGCUUCCACCAAUAGUUUAAAUUUCGUCGGCAACAUUGGCGCGGCUGUGGGGUCCAUAGCGUUUUCCAUUGUCCUCGGGCUCAACUGUCCUACAAUAUUCACCGGAAUC